Messenger RNA from Rhodamnia argentea, 1310 nucleotides. RefSeq lists its product as uncharacterized. NCBI's taxonomy places the organism in Eukaryota, Viridiplantae, Streptophyta, Magnoliopsida, Myrtales, Myrtaceae. The transcript is spliced from 2 exons. Bases 137 to 1054 code for a protein of 305 amino acids. The record is from RefSeq and is a predicted model, not a curated record. Gene Ontology annotation, biological process: defense response.
UCUCUCUCUCUUUCUUUCCGAAGUAUCUCCACCUCCGCGUCAACCUUGCCUCCUACAUCUAUUCUAAUCCCCUCCCCUCAAGACCCCAAAGCGCCGCCCUCCGCCUCCACGGCCGCUGCCGCCGCCGCCGCCAACCAUGUAUUCCCCCGCACUUCUUGACCUCGAGAUCACGGUCAUAUCAGCUAAGCACCUGAAGAACGUCAACUGGCGCAGCGGCGACCUCAAGCCCUACGCCACCUUCUCCCUCGACCACGACCCUUACCUCCGCCUCUCCACCCGACCCGACGACUCUGGCUCCACCCGCCCCGUCUGGAACGAGAUUCUCACGAUUCCGCUCACCGCCGCGUCGCCGGCCGAUGCGAUACUCACCGUCGAGGUCUUCCACUCCAAGCCCUCCGAAACCCCCAAACCCUUGGUCGGCUCCUCGAGGUUCCCCCUCUCUCACCUGAUCGACUCGGAAGGUGACGCCCCUAGGGUUUACGCGCUUGACCUCUAUCGUCCUUCUGGUCGACCGCAGGGGAAACUCCGCAUAAAGCUCGCCGUCCGAGAGCGGCCUCGUCCUCCGCCUCCCCGAUAUCACGACUUUGCCCCGGAGGAUCGCGCUCCAAGUGUCCCUACAGCUCCAAUUGAUUUCUCCUCUUAUGCUGUUGAUCAUAAGCUGAAGGUGCCCAGCGGUUACAGUUCCCCAUAUUGCCCAUCCGCCCCAGUCGAUUUUUCCUAUCCUGUUCAAGAGCAUCGGCCGAUUCCUCCGCCUCGCUACACUGCAUCUGCUCCUGGUGAGUCCUUGAGCAGUGAGCAUUUGAUUCCCACACCACGCUGGAUCUUCGAUCACAGGGCAUCAGCUCCUGUCUAUCCUGCACCGUCAAACAGUCGGAGCUCAGACAAUCUUGUCCCAAAUGAGCCUGCAGCACCAUGCGAUUCAUCACGGCGUGAGCAGAGGCCAUUGCCACGCUGUGAAGAUGUUGGCAGUGUGUUGGGAAGGUUGAAUUUGGAAGAAGGAAACGCCCGCGAGACUGAUUAUGCAGCGAGGAAUGCUCCUGGCUAUGGCCAUUAACAAAGUGGUUGUUGAAGCACAAUGAUGCUUGGGGUUCUUGAACUCUACAAAAGAGGGUAAAUGUGGCUAAUAAGUUAAACUGAUAUGCAGAUUCCCGUGAUCUACUUUUGUAUAUGCAGUCAUAUUCUGUAUGAAGUUGCCACCUGACUUUAUUUGCAUAUUGUGUGGCUUGUUUUUCUCCUACAUUAUCCUACUUGAAGCGCCAAGGCACGAUUAAAGUACGCAUCUUUAAUGACAUACUCUAUGCUAUUGCUGU